Anopheles moucheti is the source of this 558-nucleotide messenger RNA. RefSeq lists its product as uncharacterized. The transcript has 3 exons. Lineage: Eukaryota; Metazoa; Arthropoda; Insecta; Diptera; Culicidae. The coding region runs from base 1 to 558 and encodes 185 amino acids. The record is from RefSeq and is a predicted model, not a curated record.
AUGACGAGCGGAAAAAGGAUCCCAUUGUUUCUGUUCUGUUGCCUACUGUUGGCUGCAUACACUGACUCUAAGCUUACUGUACAAGUGAGGAGGGUAGAAAUAGUCAACAAUCACAAGUAUGCCAAUGCUUCUGCGAAUAUCCGACGCUAUGGCCCAUCGAUGACGAGUAGCAUGGCAGAAUUUCGCGUUGAACUUUUGCAAACAUUUUCCAAUGCAAUGGUUUCUACCAUCUACUAUAUUCGCAAUCUGGCUGGCAGAUACGACAAAGCGUUCUACAAUCGGACGAUUAAUUUCUGCACAUAUCUACGGCAACCUUCAACCGAUCGUUUACUGAAAAUGAUUUACGAGCAUUUAAACCAACCAGGAACUCUGCCGAAGCGAUGCCCAAUACUGAACGGAACAUAUACUUUCAACACAAGCUUUGAACGUUUAAAUUUGCCCGGCUUUCUGCCGGAGAGCAGCUUCCGGUUUGAUCUUAAUUUUCACCGUGGUCCACCAACGAACGAACUCGUCUUUAAUGGUUAUUGGUACGGAGACCUAAAAAGAGUGUCUUCUUAA